Micromonas commoda is the source of this 912-nucleotide messenger RNA. RefSeq lists its product with no specific name. The coding region runs from base 1 to 912 and encodes 303 amino acids. NCBI's taxonomy places the organism in Eukaryota, Viridiplantae, Chlorophyta, Mamiellophyceae, Mamiellales, Mamiellaceae. Gene Ontology annotation, cellular component: membrane. The record is from RefSeq and is a predicted model, not a curated record. Gene Ontology annotation, molecular function: serine-type endopeptidase activity. The transcript has a single exon.
AUGGCGACCUCCGCUGGAUCUGCGCACGUAUCCUCUUCCGCCGCCGCCGCCCUCAGAUCGGGCGCGGUGGCGUCCGCGUCAGCGCCCAGCGUCGUCGCGCGAGACUUGCGAUGCUUCAAGGACGGCGGGAGCCUCCUCCGCCACGGCGCGCCCAGUCGUUCGCGACGCUUCGGCUACUACAGGAACGACUACAGGCCCCCGCCGCCGAAUAACUACCGCCGCGCGCCACCCGCGCUGCCGAACAUGGAGGGCGAGCGGAUGCUGUGGAGCAUCAUGGGCGCCAACGCCUUCGUGUUCGCCUGUUGGCACGCCCUCGAUCCGAGGCUAAUGCAGCAAAACUUCCUCGUCAGCGAGGAGUCCGUGUACGCCGGUCGGGUGCACACCAUCGUCACGUCCGCGUUCUCGCACUACAACCUCGGGCACCUCGGCGCCAACAUGCUGGCGCUGUACUACUUCGGGCGGGACCUGUCGCGCAUAUUCGGGCCAAAGUACCUGCUGAAUCUCUACCUCGCAGGCGGCGUCGCCGCGAGCGUCACGCACGUGGCGUGGUGUCGGUGGGAGCGGGAGCGACGGCAGUCCAGGCGUCGGGGGUUCAUCUCGCAGCGCGCCGGUCGAUGGAUGGAGAACACCGCGGGGUACCUGACGACGCCGCCGGCGCUCGGCGCGAGCGGCGCGGUAAACGCGAUCGUGCUGCUGAACGCGCUGGUGUUCCCGACGAACACGAUUUAUCUCAACUUUUUCAUCCCGAUGCCCAACUGGCUCUUCGCGGCGUUGUUCCUGUCGCGGGACCUGUACGGCGCGCAGUUGGGGCUGGGCGGGUCGAGCACCGGACACGCGGCUCACCUGGGCGGAGCCGGCGUGGGUGCCGCGGCGUGGGCGUGGAUGAGGUUCGGCCGGUUCAUCCGUCGCUGA